Molecule: messenger RNA, 2058 nt
Organism: Lodderomyces elongisporus
Lineage: Eukaryota; Fungi; Ascomycota; Pichiomycetes; Serinales; Debaryomycetaceae
Gene: TKL1
Product: transketolase
Exons: 1
Coding region: 1-2058 (685 amino acids)
Biological process (GO): pentose-phosphate shunt
Cellular component (GO): cytosol; nucleus
Molecular function (GO): transketolase activity
Source: RefSeq, a predicted model, not a curated record
AUGGCUCCAUCUAUUGACGAAUUAUCAGUCAGCACCAUCAGAGGUUUGUCCGUUGACCAAGUCAAUGCUGCUCAAUCCGGUCACCCAGGUGCUCCAUUGGGUUUGGCUCCAGCUGCUCACGCUCUUUGGAGAAAAAUGAGGUUUAACCCACAAGACCCAAAAUGGAUCAACAGAGAUAGAUUUGUCUUGUCCAAUGGUCACGCUUGUGCUUUGCUUUACUCACUUUUGGUUCUUUACGGUUACGACUUGACCGUGGAUGACUUGAAACAAUUUAGACAAUUGAACUCAAAGACUCCAGGUCACCCAGAAAGAUUGGACACUCCAGGUGUCGAAGUCACCUCGGGUCCAUUGGGUCAAGGUAUCUCAAACGCUGUUGGUAUGGCUAUUGCUCAAAAGCAAUUGGCUGCUACCUACAACAAGCCAGACUUUCCAAUCUCCGACUCAAAGGUUUACGCAUUCAUGGGUGAUGGUUGUUUGAUGGAGGGUGUUUCUUCCGAAGCCUCCUCAUUGGCUGGUCACUUGCAAUUGGACAACUUGAUUGCCUUUUGGGAUGACAACAGAAUCUCUAUUGACGGUGACACUGCUUGUGCAUUCACUGAAAAUGUCCCAGAAAGAUACAGAGCUUACGGAUGGCACAUUUUGGAAGUUCCAGAUGCUAACACCGAUAUCGAUGCCAUUUCCAAGGCCAUUGACGAAGCCAAGACCAUCAAGAACAAACCAGUCUUGAUCAGAUUGGUUACCACAAUUGGUUACGGUUCUAAAGCUGCCGGUACCGGUGGUGUCCACGGUGCUCCAUUGAAAGCUGACGACUUGAAGCAAUUGAAGAAGUCAUGGGGUUUUGACGAAGAGUCCAACUUUUACAUCCCAGACGAAGUUGCCAACUAUUUUGCCGAAAAAGUUGAAUCAAACAAGAAGGAACAACAAGCUUGGGAGAAAUUGUUUAACGAGUAUAAACAAAAAUACCCUAAGGAAGGUGCUGACUUGCAAAGAAGAUUGGAAGGUAAAUUCCCAGACGGAUGGAAGGACAACAUUCCAACUUUUACUGCUAAAGACAAGGCUCUUGCCACCAGAAAAUUGUCGGAAGGAGUUUUGGACUACUUGUACGGUGUCCUCCCAGAAUUGAUUGGUGGUUCUGCUGAUUUGACCGGUUCCAACUUGACCAGACCAGAAGCUUCUACUGAUUUCCAACCACCAUCAACCAACUUGGGUAACUACGGUGGUAGAUACAUCAGAUACGGUGUCAGAGAACACGGUAUGGGUGCCAUCAUGAAUGGUAUCGAUACUUUUGGUGCUCACUCUAGAACAUAUGGUGGUACCUUUUUGAACUUUGUCUCUUAUGCUGCUGGUGCCUUGAGGUUGUCAGCUUUGUCACACCAAGGUGUCAUUUGGGUUGCUACCCACGACUCUAUUGGUUUGGGUGAAGAUGGACCAACACAUCAACCUAUUGAGACUUUGGCUCACUUUAGAGCUAUUCCAAACUUGUCAGUUUGGAGACCAGCUGAUGGUAAUGAGGUUUCUGCUGCUUACAUUGCUGCUAUCGAAGCCGUUGACCAUCCAUCUGUCAUUGCCUUGACCAGACAAAACGUUCCACACUUGGAGAACUCCAGUAUCGAGCAAGCAUUGAAGGGUGGUUACACUGUAUGGCCAGUUGAAGACGGUAAGCCAGACCUCAUCAUUGUGUCUACCGGUUCUGAAGUCUCAAUCUCAAUUGAUGCUGCUAAAUUGUUAGCUAAGGAGAAGAACCAAAAAGUUGCUGUUGUCUCUAUUCCAGACUUCCAUACUUUUGACCAACAACCAAUUGACUACAGAUUGAGCAUUUUGCCAGAUGGCGUUCCAAUCAUGUCAGUUGAAGUAUUGUCAACCUUUGGAUGGUCAAAAUACUCCCACGAACACUUUGGUUUGAACAGAUUCGGUGCAUCUGGUAAGGCUGCUGAUUUGUACAAGUUCUUUGGCUUUACUCCAGAAGGUAUUGCCGAGAGAGCUGAAAAGACUAUCCAAUUCUACAAGGGUAAAGUUGUUGGCUCACCAGUCCACACUGCUUUUGAAGAAUUGAAGUAA